AUGUCUACUUUAGUUGGCCCGCCAUAGCGCAAGAGCGAGUGUGGCGCUUUAAGUGUUUUUUAUUGAUAAAUAAUAAUAAUAAUGACGGAAAAUGGAUAAGUUUUAAGAACUAAUUAUACUUUUAAAUAAUUGUACAUUGACAGUAGAUGUAAGAUAAAAUAAGUGAAUACAGUUAUAUGUGUUUACAGUUGCUUAUGGAGACUUCAAUGAUGACUUAGACAACGAAAUUAAAAACUAAAUAAUUAUGUUGUAUUCCGCUAAUUAAUGGUUUUGUGUUGUGAGUGUUUUGUGUUAAUCUCAAAAAUGGAAAUUAGGAUACACUACAUCUGUUUCAUCACAUUUUGGAUAAUUACAAAAGCAUCAUGUCAACUGCAUGUGAAUACACCGCCGAUUAUGACAUUCGAGAGGAACUGGGUUAUUCCGGAGACUGAAGAAGUGGGCAGUGUAAUUACACGUGUUGGUGCAAGGGACAACGACGCGGACUUUUUAAUAUAUGGAAUAGAGCCGAUCUCUUUUGGUGACGGGCCACCGAGGCCCUUGCCGUUUAGAAUUAAUAAUGCAACAGGAGUUGUCUAUUUGAACGAAUCGUUAAAGGGAAGGGCUGGCGAGAAUAUCAACCUUUAUGUGACGGCGUUUAAUGGAGAUUUACCGGUGAAGACGGAAGUGUGGGUAAAAAUUGUAGGUUCGAACUCUAGAUCCAAAGCUUCACUUAAAACGAACCUUAAUCCCUUUUCCAAUACAAAUAAUCGUUUCCCCCCUAGUCUUUUGUCAUUUACUAAUUUUAACUCCGGGCAACCUCCCGCUUCCAUAGCAAACAAUCCCAGACCGUUUCCAGGACAAAUGUCAUAUUUCCCUUUGCCAACCAAUAAACCUAACAAGACUCGCCUGCUUCCCGCUCAAGAAAAACAGAACGAAGCUGAUACCGCCGAUAACUCAUCGAUCGAGGCCGAACUGACUACUUUAACCAAAGAAACGACGACGAAGCGUUACACGUAUGAAACAAAUCAUAUCAAUACACCAAUUGAUCAACCAGUAAAAUCCGUACCUGACCUGACUAUUACACUUGUGCCAAUAGUUUCUGUCGUUGCAAUAUUUUUGGGAGUUGGAAUCAUAGCGCUGCUGUUUCGAAAGAAAAUUUGCAUGGGCCGUAUAAAAGAAAGUAAAGAUGAUAUGCGAAAGGAGUCAUCAGGAGCAGUUGUCCUACAGGACGACCCAUCGUUAACUAUGCAAUAUUGGAGAGGGCCGAGAGCUUUCAGUAACCGUUACGUUCCGUGGGAGCGCGAAGCAGCUCACCCUCAGAUUUCCUUACAAUCUUCAGCCCCUCCAAAGGUUUUAGACAAAUGGGAGUUUCCACGACAUCACCUUAAAGUGUUUAAUAUACUUGGCGAAGGCGCCUUCGGCCAAGUUUGGAAAUGCGAGGCACUAGACAUAAACGCGAAGGAGGGCGUCUCUAUUGUAGCCGUGAAAACGCUAAAGGAAAAUGCCACGGAAAAAGAAAGGCAAGACUUGCUGUCUGAAUUACAAGUUAUGAAAAUGUUGGACGUUCACCCUAACGUCGUCAAAUUAUUAGGAUGCUGCACUGAAAAGGAUCCAGUUUUUGUUAUAAUGGAAUUUAUAAGUAAAGGAAAACUUCAGAGUUUUCUAAGGAAUUCAAGGGCCGAACGCAAUUACAACAACAUGCACGGGCAAAGUAAAACCCUUACGUCGCGGGAUUUGACUUCUUUUGUUUAUCAAGUAGCUAAAGGAAUGGAAUUUUUGUCUGCGAAUGGGAUAAUUCAUCGCGAUCUCGCCGCUAGGAACAUCUUAAUUACGGAAGAUCACGUUUGUAAGGUUGCCGAUUUUGGUUUUGCGAGAGAUGUUAUUGAUUCUCAUGUUUACGAACGUAAAAGUGAAGGAAGGCUUCCAAUUCGUUGGAUGGCACCUGAGUCUCUUUACGAUAACAUCUUUACUGUUAAAUCGGACGUCUGGAGCUUCGGAGUACUUAUCUGGGAAGUCGUCACGUUAGGAAGCACCCCGUAUACAGGACUUUCUGCGGCUGAAGUUAUGAAAAGGGUACGAGACGGUUAUCGUCUAGAGAAACCAGAACAUUGCAGAAGAGAGUUAUAUAAUAUAAUGUACUACUGCUGGGACAAAGAUCCAAAACAGCGGCCAUCCUUUGAGGAGUGUGUGGAGCUGUUAGAGAAACUAAUAAUAAGUGAAACUGACUAUAUAGAAUUAGAGCGGUUUCCUGAUCAUUCCUACUACAAUAUGACCAGUUUAAGCGGAGAGAAGCUUUAAUAGAAAGUUUACUGUUAAUUACGUGUACUUAAAACAACAGUUAUGUACAUAUUGUACUCAUUCAUUCCAUUAAGUAUAGGCAAGUAGGUAGAUAUUCAUUCUAGUCUCUGCGCUAUUUGUAAGGAUCACUUAUUGCUCACUCCAUACGGUUGUUAACUUCAAUAAAAAAUUGCAGCUUGUU
Molecule: messenger RNA, 2458 nt
Organism: Photinus pyralis (common eastern firefly)
Lineage: Eukaryota; Metazoa; Arthropoda; Insecta; Coleoptera; Lampyridae
Product: tyrosine kinase receptor Cad96Ca-like
Exons: 8
Coding region: 265-2277 (670 amino acids)
Biological process (GO): cell surface receptor protein tyrosine kinase signaling pathway; homophilic cell-cell adhesion; positive regulation of kinase activity
Cellular component (GO): signaling receptor complex; membrane
Molecular function (GO): ATP binding; transmembrane receptor protein tyrosine kinase activity; calcium ion binding
Source: RefSeq, a predicted model, not a curated record